UGAAGGCGCUGCGAGCUCCUCUGCAGCUGCAAGACGGAGCGUCCAAGUCGUCUGACAGCGGCGGAGUGGUGCGAUCACGCUUCUGCCGGCGGAAUGGGCUGCCAUUGCCGCCUGUGCCGCGGCGAAGAGCGUGAUCCGGCCUGUCGGGACACAGCAUGCCGCGAGCCCAGAUCGCGGGAGGUGCCUGCGGCUCGGGAAGGAGGCCACUCGGGCGGCCUUUGCGGGCAGGCAUGGAGGGAUGAAAGCUCGCCAUGCGGCGCCAUGGGUGGCGGCGAGGAGCACGCACAGCGGUGGCAAGCAGCAAGCCGCAGCAGAUGCCGCCGAGCUCUGCUGCUGGACCGAUCGUCGGUGGCGGUCGAGCCUCGGCAAGCGGCUAGUCGAGACCGCUGGUCUGGGCCGGGAGACACCAGGUGUCCUGCAGAAGCUGCUGCUGCACUGGACUUGCGGGGGUCGUCGGCGCUCGCCACAGCCGGCGAGACUGUCGGACUCCGACACGCGGCAAGCACGACAGCGAUACAGUCUGUGAGAACAGCGCCGUCGGCCGCCACCGCCAAGCUCGCGCCUUGUCCGCCCAACGAGAAGGGCAAGACAGCGGCGAGCGCAGUGCACAGGAGUAGGAGCAAGGCCAUGUCCUGCGACUGACCGAUGGCCACGAGCAGCACUCGCAAUAUCGUCGGCUCAGUCAAUCACCAGGCGGGUGCGGCCACCCUAUAGCAGCAGCGCCCGUCUC
This is a messenger RNA of Tilletiopsis washingtonensis, 730 nucleotides long. RefSeq lists its product as hypothetical. The transcript has a single exon. Lineage: Eukaryota; Fungi; Basidiomycota; Exobasidiomycetes; Entylomatales. The record is from RefSeq and is a predicted model, not a curated record. Bases 94 to 642 code for a protein of 182 amino acids.